This is a messenger RNA of Triticum dicoccoides, 1413 nucleotides long. Its product is annotated as GDSL esterase/lipase At5g62930-like. Lineage: Eukaryota; Viridiplantae; Streptophyta; Magnoliopsida; Poales; Poaceae. The transcript is spliced from 7 exons. The coding region runs from base 127 to 1035 and encodes 302 amino acids. The record is from RefSeq and is a predicted model, not a curated record. Gene Ontology annotation, molecular function: hydrolase activity, acting on ester bonds.
CUCCGCCACCCCGCACCGCGAGGCCGACCUGAAUCACUGAUGACCUGAUCAGAGCAGGUUAGGAGGGGAAAGAUAAAAUUAUAGGGGCCCUAGAUACUCCUGACUGCAGAUAGGUGCCUAGCCUCGAUGGCGAUGCCUGGAUCCUGCCCCUCGACGGCGGCCCCGUCAGCCGGCCAUCCUCCCAUCUGCCUCGCUGAUGCUUCAGGUGAUUUGCUGCAUUCCUCUCCCACCCUCACCCCACACACUCCCGCCAACUCCAGUCCCUCUCACACAGCUCUCCCACUUUUGGCUUUGGCAGGGGGAGCGGGAUCCCAAGACAUGCUGCGGCCACGUCUGGUGCUCUUCGGCGACUCCAUCACCGAGCAGUCCUUCCGCCCUGGCGGGUGGGGAGCGGCCCUCGCCGACACCUACUCCCGCAAGGCCGAUGUUGUUGUCAGAGGCUAUGGUGGGUACAACUCAAGAUGGGCCCUGUUCUUGAUCCAGCGCAUCUUUCCCCUGGUUGGCUUGCCACCUGUUGCGACGACUAUAUUCUUUGGUGCUAACGAUGCAGCGCUUCCAGGACGAACAAGUCAGCGGCAACAUGUUCUGGUUGAGGAGUAUAAACAGAAUCUCAAAACGAUUGUUAAUCAUCUGAAGGAUUGUUCCAAGUCCAUGGUAAUUUUGCUUAUCACUCCACCUCCUAUUGAUGAAGAUGGAAGAGAAAGAUAUGCACGAUCACAGUAUGGAGAAGAUGCGAGGAGGCUCCCUGAAAGGACAAAUGAAAUGGCUGGCGUCUAUGCAGGUCAAUGCAUGGAACUUGCCAAAGAAAUGGAUGUACAGUGUGUUGAUCUUUGGUCAAAGAUGCAAGCCACUGAAGGUUGGCAGAAACUUUACUUAAGUGAUGGACUGCAUCUGACGCCGGAAGGAAACGCUCUGGUCCACAAGGAGGUCGUCCAGACCUUGAGAGGCGCUGGUCUGAAAGCUGAAGAUAUGCCGCAUGACUUCCCCCAUCAUUCCAAAAUCGAUGGGGCUCACCCGGAAAGGGCCUUCCAGUGAAGUGGUUUCAGGCAGAACCGCUUGCUGGAUGUUUUACUUGCCCUUGUGUUUUAAUUUUUUUUUCUUUUGGUGUGAAACUUCCGAACUGUGAAAUUUCACGUCCAUUUUUCACCCCGUUGAAAUCGUUGGGUGUGCUCCAUUUUCCAUAAAAAAAAUUAUAAGUAGAUGGCAUGAUUUUUAGCUGGAUUGCUGCUCAGAUCAUCACUACUACAGUACAAUUUACAAUACAAGGAACGCAGUGGCUAAUGCUUCAUAGUGCGGCAACAUAGAGUACCUGCACUGGAAAUUGCAUUUGUUUGGUGCAUCUCUUUUGAAAUAGUUUUGGUGCAUUUCUUUUCUUGUGAAGAACAGAAGAGAACCUGAAGCGUAUUUGCUUUA